AUGGAGCCCAGGAAUUUCAUCCUCAUUAUGGCAGUUAGCGAAAAUUUAGGUAUAGGCUAUCAACGAGUGCUCCCAUGGAAAAUUCCAGAAGACUGGGAGCACCUGCUAAAAGUAAUAGUAGCAGGCCCUGAAAGAAAUACAUUCGUUAUGGGCAGAACCUCCUGGGAAGACUCUCCUAAGCCGUUUCCAAACAUUCGAAACAUAGUAGUCUCCAGAUCUCUUCAGUCAGCUGAAGGUGCCGAUAUAUGCACCAAUCUCCGUGAGGCUAUAUCAAUUUCAACAGGUCUCUGCUUUAUAGGAGGCGGAUGUGAAAUUUACCGUGAGUGUCUUUCUCCUCCUUUAGUCCAAUACUGCACACAGAUUUAUUUAACCCGAAUCUCCAAUACUAUAAAAUGUGACACUUUUUUCCCAUUCAAUGCAAAAACGCUAUUUCAAGACCCUCUUGUUGAAGGGUUUUCUCCGACUUUAAUUUCCAAGACCAAGUCUCAUUUGGACUAUACCUAUGAUUUUACGAUAUUUUCUAAUAACAAUUUACCAAGGCAGCCUCAUUGUAUUGAGUAUCCACCUCAUGAAGAGUUCCAGUAUCUUGAUUUAAUUAAAGAAAUAGCUUUUUCGAAAAAUUUAAGAGUGGAUGAAGAUGGGAAAGAAAUAGCUACUUUGUUUGGGAAAAUGAUUAAAUUUGAUUUAAGUAUGAGUUUUCCGCUAUUGACAACGAGAAGUCUUAAUUGGGGAGAAAUUGUGGAAAAAUUGGUGAGAGGGAUUCGUGGAGAAGAUGAAGAAUCUGAAAGGUCUGAUGGGUUAAGAAAUGAUAUGCCUGAAUAAAUUAAAUACAAAUUUCAAAUUAUUAUUAAUAGCAUUAUAAGUGGACUGUUUAUAUUUAUUAUGCAAAAGCAUAUAGCUCCAGCCCCAUUUUUGCUAGUUUAGGAGCAAAACCUUUGCCUAUUAAAUAGUCAAUUUUUCUGAUAAGUGCAAUAUAAAAUUGACAAAUGCAAAUUAUAGCUCAUAUUUGUCAAUUUUUAAUUUGCCCUUUAAUAAAAAUUGGCAUUUUUGGCUUAUUGAAUAGGCAUAAGUAUUAUUCUAAAGAUUCUAUUAGUAGUCUUAAACUAUAUACAAUUCAGAUAUUUCCAGGGUCAAGGCAUUCAUCAAUGUACUGAAACAAUCAAUUUAAUAAGAAAUGAACCAAGCUCAAACAAAAUUAUGCUGAGAUUUGGAAACUCGUGUGAGACAACUUGUCAGUUUUAUGUGGCUGAUGGAAAACUAUCAAGUUUGGUAUAUCAAAGUUCAGAAAAUAUAGAGAGGAUGCCAUAUGGCAUUGCAUUUUAUUCCCUUUUUACUUGUCUGGUUGCUCAGAUUUGUGGUUUGAAAAGGGGAGAGUUUAAUUACCUUAUUGGGGUUGUGGAGUGCGAUUUAAGUAGCAUUGAAAAGCUUCAAAAUCAGAUAAAAAGAAACCCUUAUCCAUUUCCUCAAAUAAAACUCAGAGAGAAUAUUGAGUCAAUUGACCAAUUUACACCAGAAGAUGUCGAGCUUUUAAGAUAUUUUAAUCAUGGAGAAAUUUAA
Blepharisma stoltei is the source of this 1557-nucleotide messenger RNA. The record is from the annotation of a GenBank genome assembly. NCBI's taxonomy places the organism in Eukaryota, Ciliophora, Heterotrichea, Heterotrichida, Blepharismidae.